GAGAGGCAGAUGAACAGAGAGAAAGAUAGGACAUUCCCAUUUACUAGUUCACUCCUUAAGUAUGCACAGCAGAGACACAGACCAGGCGCCAGGAGCUGGAAACUCAACCUAGGUCUCCCACAUGGAGGUCGGAACCCAUUUACUUACGCUGCUUCCCGGGUGAGCAUUAGCAGCAAGCUGGAGUCAGGAGUUAGUGUCAGGUAACCAACUCUUGUACUCCAAUAUGGGAUGCAGAGGUUCUCAACUGGUGAUUUAACUGCUUGCCCAAAUGCCCAUGGCUAUUUCACAUAUUAGUACCUGAGCUUUCAGUACAUAGUGUAAGAUAAAUGAAAAAAAAAAUUCACAGAAUAGAAAAUUGUUAACAUGCUUAAAAGAUGCGUAUUCUUUAAGGAGGCAAUUAUAAAGUAAAUUGAUCCUCUAAAUAAAAACUGCCAACAAUUUGUGUAGACCUGUAAUUUCAAGGAAUGAAUUUGCAGUGAGUAAUUUCCUAUUUCAAUACUUCAAACAUAGGCACUACUAAACUUUAAGCUUGGGUCUAACCCUUUUAAAAUAUAUAGACAUGUCUUAUCAAAAAAAAAAAGAGAUAAAAAUCUUAAAUUUAAAAACUUCUAUUAUACUUGGAAGAAAUCUAGAAUGGACUUCUAUAAGAGAAAAUCAGCUAUUUUUGAAGUAAUUUCCACAUAAUUCUACUUAGUUUGAAUAUGCUAAACAUAAAUCUGAUGCCUUUCAAUGUUCAAUCUUUUAAAAUCACCACUAAAUUUUAAGUAAACUUAUUAAGUAUGGUGUCUUAUAGGCUAACCAUUUAAAACUCCCACAACUGUUUUCAUAGACGCACAGGACUACAGUGGGUUCUGUGAUAUUUCUUUUCCUACCUUUUAUGUAAGCCCACCUCCUAAAGUUACUUCCAUUUCUGUUCCCAGUUGACAUCUCCUUUCUUCACAAAGCUUUUCUAUGUCAUAAUUUUGUUAUGAAAGGCUGUGCAGCCUAUUUAGUGAUAGAUAAUAGAAGUCAAGGACACAAGACUGGCAUGUUUUCUAUAUUAGUGCCACAACUCAAGAGCUGUGACAUUUUGCCAAGUUACCCUACUUCUCUGUUUCAGUUUCCUUAACUGUAAGAAGGGAACACCACCACCAAGUUCAUCUGAGCAUUUGAUGAAGGUACUACUAACAGACAGCCAUCAAAUAUUUCCUAUUAUAGUUCAAAGUCAAUUUUGGUUCUUCUUCAUGACAUACAACUACAGUUUUCUGUUUUGAGGUCGAACAUCAUUAGUUGGAGAUAAUAUCACUACUAAAUUUUUUAUUAUAGCAAAGAAGUAGAACACAGAUUUUUUUGAUGUGCUAUCUGCACUUGCCUUUUUGUCUCUAAAUUUCUGAUUCCCUAUAUUUCUUAGCAUAGCCAACUUAGUAGCACCAGUUUUAUUUUGAACAUUAUAUUUAUUUAUUUUGCAUGCUUGAGAGGUGGAGAGAUAGAGUUAGAAACAGAGAUCUCCAAUCCAGUGGGUCACUAUUCCCAAAUGUCUACACCAAUUAAGGCUUGGCUAGGCUAAAGCCGAGGAUCCAACUACCUGAGCCAUCAGCUGCUGUCUCUCAAGGUUUACAUCAGCAUGAAGCUGGAAUGGACAGCAGGGCGGGGCCUCAAACCCAGGCACUCUAACAUGGAAUGUGGGCAUCUCAGGUAGUGGUGUAACUUACAUUGUACCAAAUGCCCACCUGUCAGCAUCAUUGUGAGAACAUGUCUAAAACAUGGACACUCAUGCUUCACUUCAAUUGCCUUUAAAAUGCUUAGUUCAAAACAGUUUAUAUUUUUAUUUAAAAAAAUUUUUUUUGGAAAAGCAAAGGAUCAGCAUCACAGAUUUAAACCUCAAAGUGCCAGCCUCAAAUAAUGAGGAAAUACUGCCAUAGCAAAGUUAGUACACUUCAGAUUUGCCUGAACAGCAGACUAAGAGAUUUCUAGACAAAUUCUACAUAUAAUGUGCAGAGGUUUGUCACAUUAACUAGUAGGCAUAUAUUGAAUUAUAGCCAGGAAAAGAGAGAGAGAGAGAGAAAGAGAGAGAGAGAGGAUUUUAAGUACCCUUACAGCAGGCUGGAAAGCAUGAAAUGAAAGACAUGCGAGGCUGAGAGGGUGCUUCAUCUGAGUCCUCCAUCUUGGAAACAGAGCCCUCUGUGCAGGUUCUCUGCACCCACAAACACAGGCCAGUAACAGGAAGCAGCAUUCGGUGGCUGCCUCUUUGAUCCACUUCAAUCUUUUCCCCCAAAUUCUUCAUUUUACCCACUUUAAUCUUCUAAUUUCUUACUAAAUAUGUAACUCUACUUCCUUUACCUGUUUAUUAACUUUUCAUCUUUUCAAUACCUUCUCUACUCAUUGAUCUUCCCCUUUUACAUAAAGUUAUGGCUUCCUAUAAUGUUUACUUUUCUUUUCUGAACUAUUUUUUAUGUCUUUGCAUUAUUUUUUCAUUUCAUGUUAUUCUAAAUUUCCUUGUCCUUUUUAUUACUCUGUCCCAUAUUCUUCUUUCUUAUUACCUUCUUUCCCUGGGGAAGCAAUAUUGUACUUCAGGCACAUACCACUUACGUAUUCUGUAUGUUAAAUAAUUUUCCACACUGGUACUAACACUAGCCUCACAACUUCCAGACAAAAACCCAUUUUCUCACAAUUGUAGCCCUGAUUUAUUCUUCUAUUAAGUCUCAUUCCUCCUUUCCCACACUUUUCUGAACUGCUGUGUUAGGACUCUAACACAGAUUCUCGUAUUCUGAUGGGGCAGAUUCCAGACAGGUAAGUCGCUAACUGGCAAGUGCGACAGAGUGGUAGAUCAGAGAUGAGGUUAGUUUCAAUGUUACAGUAACCCUUAAGUGACAGGUGAAAAUCUCACUCACUGAAGGUUCUACCAACUUCCUACUGACAUAAGAAGUUAUGAACCUAUCAAAACUGAUCUUACAAACUAAACUGGGCUUAUAAGUAAUUAUGUUCUCACUGGGGCUCUUUCCUUGUCUAAUGCAUUUUUCAGCUAACUGAAAAGAGGAACCAUAUGGUUUCUUUAUUUUAAGCAAAGUCACAAAAGAGAAAACAUUUUUGGCUGAAGAUAAUUCAUGGCCUAUAUUUUCUGUUGCUUCACAUAGUGCUUUUGAAAACAUUUUAAAAAAUGAAACUCUGAAGAAUAAGAUUUUGGGUCAUCUUUAAGAACAUCUGGUAGGAAGUACAAAAUAACCCAUGGCAGGACUCAAACCUCCAAAAGUUUCAUUUUCCUUCACUUUUAAAUCUUUUGUACAAAGAAUAAAAAGCAGAAUUUAUUGACUUAGAUUUUACCUUCCGUGCUUAUACUCUGGCAGAAGUACCAAUAAAAAGUAAACAGAAAGGAAACAAACAGCCUGACCCAGUUAAAUGUUUGCUGAGCUCCUAACACUGAAUGCACUAUGCUAUAGAGAAAGCAAAAUUUAACAACAUGAGGCAGUGCAGGGUGGGAGAAAGAGCACCAGCUUUGGAAUCAGUCUCAGCUAACAAAUUCUCAACCAACCGAUGGCAAUGUCACAUUGAGAAAACUGCUGCACUCUCAUACAGUCACUUAAAGGUUAAAUGAAAUGAAGCAUGUAGAAUACCUGAGACACUACAACACAGAGUACGUUCCAGACAAGUAUUUUUCUUUCAUUUCUUUCUGCCUCCAUCAAGGAUCUUUAUUAUCUCGUUUGAGAGGGUAGCAAUAAUACAAGGAUAAUAUGAACAUCCAAGUAGUAAAACAUAAACACAAUUAUUUGAGAGAGCAGCAGUGUGAGUGAGGUCAAUACUUGAAGAAUUAUCCAAAGAGUCAUAAAAACAGUAAGAAGCAUGAGGAUUCAGUGGGUAGCUGCACUUUAUCAGACAACUUGGUUCAAAAAGGGAAUUUAAACUGACACCUGAAAAAUGAAGACAGGUUCAGAUACGCAGUCAGAAGGGGGAAGGGUGAGGUAUAGGAAAAAAACACCCUAUGAGGGCAAAAAAGAGCAUAAAUAAAAGUGUCUGUUUAGGAGCUGAAGCGUGUGGUUUAUAGAAAGCUGUCACUGGGAAAAGCGCCCAGGAUUGGGUGAGAAGUUUCAGCCCUGAGAUUUGAGUCUGGCCUGCUUAACUCAAGCCAGAAGACAGCCCCAGCUGAGAAAUUUCAACAGCAGUGGGGAAGUGACAACCUGAUCAAGCUUGUUUUCAAGAUUAACUCAUCAGAGGUUUACAGGAGGGUUCAAAGAACCAUUUUAAGUUUAGGCUGGAUGUAUGAGAGUGAAAACUAAAAAAAGACAAUAUGGGGUUGUGGGAAGAAAUCUGAUGUCCUUUUAAAUACUCUUAUUGAUCAUCACCGUGUACUAAGAGAAAUAAGUGAAUGAAAACUCAAAUAUGCUGAAAAGUCAAUUUAUGUUCAAAACUUCUUAUUGUACUUUGCAAUAGAACAUCAAAUCUCUCUUAGCUAAGCCUAUUAAUCAUAGAAAAACUAUAGUUACUAAUCAUAAAACUAACAUCUAAUACUCUGAGAUUUUCCUUUCCCUAAUGUUAAGAAAAUUAUCCUCGUGUGUGUGCUGGUGUACCAAACAAGUAUAUUUAGUAUAACUCCUCACUUAGAGGCAAGGCAAAUGAGGACAGGGGAGACAGUUAGAUGGUUGCAGAAGUAGAACUUGCCCGGAACUCUUCAAGUUUUAGCAUCUAUCACAUUCAGACCUCCAAACUCACUCAUGUGCUUUAUUUUCCUACUCAUAUGUUGUUUCUCAUCACUGGAAUAUUUAUUUGCUUAAUUGUUCUUAUAGACCUUUUAAGAUUCAGUUCAAGCUUUACUUCUCAGAGAAACCUUCCCUGAAGCCUUCCCAGACUAAGUUACUUCUUCUGUGCAUCUCCUGAGAUCUUUAUGGAAAAAACCUGAUCACAGUAUUGUUAACUAUUUUCUACCUCUAUGUUUCUGUCAUGGGAAUCUGGAACACCUGAAGGCAAUAUAUACAUACAUAUAAAAAUAUAUAACUCUCUAAACCCAGAACAUGGUUCACCCAAAAUAUGGUAUUAAACAAUACAUGAAAGAAAGCUACCUCAGGACUCCUUGAUGAACUGGAUAGGAUUGACUUGAUGGGAUUAAGAGAGCAGCCCAGGAUUCCGAGCCUAGGACCCUGAGAUGACUGGAGUGCUUUAGAAAUAUGAGAUGCUGCCUCUAGGAAGCGGUGUCAGACACUGAAGAUUCUGCAGAUUAAUACUACAGCAGACUCUCGGUGGUGGUACCACUAACAAGCACAGAGAAGCCGGGAGAGAAGUCCUUUAUGAGUAUAAAGGCACUGGUAAGGAGGAAACAUUCUGAAAUGGAUCCCAAAUAUUUCAUCUCAAUUUUGUUUUGUGGACUCCUGAGCAAUAAUAUAUUUUCCUCAGGGAUAGAGGCGAGUACAACAGAGAAACCGGUACAGCCUACUAUAUUUAGCUCAUCAAUGCCCAAUGUCUUGGCCAAUUCUCAAAACACAUCAAGGAAUCCUUUGACUCUACCAACACAAUUCAACAACCUUUCUUCUGGGCAACCAAGAUCCCUGGCCAAAGUCACUGCUGGAGAACCAAUACCAGUUGCCCUUGCCUCUUCUGGAAAACCUGCUGUACAAAGUUCCACCAGACCACCACUUCCCUAUAACACCAUCACACAAUCUAUACCACCAGUGGCCAAUACCUCCCCGGGACAGACAGCACUAUCAGAGUUCACUUCUGCUAGACAAUCACCAAUACAAUCUACCUCUGCUUCCACUCAGCAAGCAUCACCACCUGUCCACAUCUCGUCCACAAAACCAGUCCCACCAACUGCUCAUGAUCUAGCCACACGACUAAUAUCAACUGUUAAAAAUUCACAGAGGAUCACACCAGGAUUCACCUUCGAUGCUACCACUAAUAAAAAAACCUCACAUAAGACCAAUUCUAAUUCAACAGCUGCCAUAUUAAUUGGUAUAAUUCUGACUUUUAUGAUGAUAGUGAUAAUCAUGAUUGUACUAUGGAAAUGCUUGAGAAAGCCAGUUUUAAAUGAUCAAAACUGGGCAGGUAGGUCUCCAUUUGCUGAUGGGGAAACACCUGACUUAUGUAUGGAUAACAUUAGAGAAAACGAAGUACCCACAAAACGUACAUCAAUUGCCUCACUUAUAGCCUGGAAACCAAGCAAGAGCACACUUUCAGCAGACAAUUUAGAAAUUAAAUUGUUUGAAUCAAAUGAAAAUAUUGAGGAUUCCAACAGCCUCAAAACAGAGAAAACAAAAGACCAAGUAAAUGGUGCAUCAGAGGACAGCGCUGAUGGGUCAACAAUUGGCACUGCCGUUUCUUUGUCAGAUGAUGCAGAUCUGCCUCCGCCACCUCCGCUUCAAGAUUUGGAAGGACAGGAGAAUGUCCACUCUGUCACACCCACAAUGACAAUUCCUUCUCCUCUUCCAAAUGAUUCUACUAAUCUCCUACCAUCUCUGGACUGUCUCAAUCAAGCCUGUGAAGAUCAAACAUCUUCACUUUCCCCAGACUCACCUAACUUACCCUUGCCACCGGCAGAUUUUGUGAAAAGUCAAGGAGAUUGCAACAGUGAGGUCCAAUGUCAAGAGUUCUCGAUUCCUCUUGACUAUGCUCAAGAUCUUAACGAAUCCCUGCCACUGCCACCUGCGGAACUGUUAUAAAUACAAAAUGUGCUUUUUAGUUGAUUGUCCACCCUUCUUAAAUGACUCCAUCUUUUAUUUUUCUUUUAUGUGAUGAAUUGUAUAAAAUAGCAACUAGCAGAAAAUUUUGAUUUUUGUUCAGGAACUACCUGGAAGCCUCAUGUACACAGGUGGAACAUUUUUUUCAAAGAGUUAUUUAACAAUGACCUAUUUACUAGUUACAGUAAAUGGUAUCUCUAAAGGACAGUACAUUUUACAGAUGUGAGUGGUAUACGCCAAUAAUAACCAUUUUGAAGUAAGAUUCUACAUAAAAUUACUCAAUAGACUUUUUUUCUGAAAAGCUGUGUAGAAAAUUACCUUGAAUAAAUAAAUUUUUAUUUUUCUACUUCAAAGUUUGGGAUGGCGAGGAUUAAGAAAUUAAAUAAAUACUCCAAAUUUUAAAUCAACACCUCAAGUAUUAAAUAAAUAAUCCAAGUUUGUGGGGGUGGCAUAUUUGCAUGUUUGAGAAUACAGCAAUAUUCUUUCUGUUUUCAUUGGAAACAGAAAAGCAAACUAAGGGGUUAAGUUGAGGCCAUUUACCUUGAAAAUAAAAUGAGCACACUCCCUAAAAUGUAAACAGUUCCUUAUUAUGUUGGGGAAGCACUAAUUUUAAAACUAGCCUCUUUGAAAAGUAUUCUUAAGCAUUGAAAUAAAAAGGUCUUAUAAAUGAGAGAGAAGAAAGAAACUAGUGCUUCAUUCCAGAUGUGGAUGAUUAUUUCCCAGGAGAAACAUACUAUUUCAAAAUAUGGACAAUUCUCAACUUUUCACUAAGCUCAUACUUCCCGUCCCUAAAACUCUCAGACCACUUUUUUUUUUUUUUUGACAGGCAGAGUGGACAGUGAGAGAGAGAGAGAGACAGAGAGAAAGGUCUUCCUUUUGCCGUUGGUUCACCCUCCAAUGGCCGCCGCGGCCGGCGUGCUGUGGCUGGCACACCGCGCCUAUCCGAAGGCAGGAGCCAGGUGCUUCUCCUGGUCUCCCAUGGGGUGCAGGACCCAAGCACUUGGGCCAUCCUCCACUGCACUCCCUGGCCACAGCAGAGAGCUGGCCUGGAAGAGGGACAACCGGGACAGAAUCCAGCGCCCCGACCGGGACUAGAACCUGGUGUGCAGGCGCCGCAGGCGGAGGAUUAGCCUAUUGAGCCACGGCGCCGUCCUCAAACCACCUUUCUCACUUGGAAUUUCAAAGUUUAAUCUAUUAGCCAACAAUUGACACACCUAAAUUAUCAGAGGCAGGCCUACCCUUCGUCAAAGAGAAGGAUGCCAGUGGUCACUGGCCUAUUUCUGCUUGUGGGGAUGCCACCAGAUGUACAGACGUGCUCCUCUGCCCAGUAAGCACGUAUUCUUCCUCAUCACCCUCACUUUCAGUGCAGGGGCACAGUGUCUGUUAUAGAGAAAUGUGUGGCAUUCUCAUUGGUAGCUUGGUCUUUGAUCACUUCCAGUGGUUCUGGGAUUUUCAGAACAUAGUAUUCACUUGUAGCAUUUGUAUCAAAGAGACUAAGCACCAUUUUUAAUAAAAAUGAGCAGGCUUUAGGACUCCUUAAACCUUUUAAGCCAUCCCUUACUGACCGUUAAGACUUUAUUUGCAGGGGCCAGCACUGUGGCACAGCACGUUAAACAACAGCCUACAAUGCCCGCAUCCCAUGAGUGCUGGCUCAAGUCCUGGCUACUCCACUUACAUUCCAGCUGUCUGCUAAUACUCCUGGGAAAGCAGCAGAGGAUGGCCCAAGUGCGUGGACCCCUGUAACACGUGUGGGAGCCUCAGUAGGUGCCGCCAUCUGGGGAGUGAAACAGUGGAUGGAUGAUAACUGUCUUCCCUCCUUCUCUGUAACUCUACCUUUCAAAUAAAUAAAUAAACCUUAAAAAUA
Molecule: messenger RNA, 8505 nt
Organism: Oryctolagus cuniculus (rabbit)
Lineage: Eukaryota; Metazoa; Chordata; Mammalia; Lagomorpha; Leporidae
Gene: EVI2B
Product: ecotropic viral integration site 2B
Biological process (GO): regulation of stem cell division; positive regulation of neutrophil differentiation
Source: RefSeq, a predicted model, not a curated record